AUGUCGAAUAGUCCAACAGAUACAGUUACACCGGUGCGUCCAACACAACAACGUCCACCGAGAAUUCCAACACAAACUGCCGAUGGUGAUACAAUGGAACGACUUUUUCAAGCAUUAUUUUAUCGUAUUGCAGUUAUUUAUGCUCGAGCUAUUCCUAAACAUAUUCGGCGAUUAGGAGAAACUGCGAUACUUGUUAUGGCAAUUAUUUGUAUGAGUUUACUUAUUUAUCUUCAUGUUGUAUUCAAUCAAAAACCAGUGACAUGUCUUUCUCAUUUACAUGAUGUUUGGCCAAAACAAGGUGUACUUCGUGUUGAACUUUUUUUUGAAACACCACCUGAAGGUUAUAAUCUUCAACAAUCCUAUGCUAAAGAAUAUCAAAGUGAUUAUAUUUAUGAUAAUAAUGAGAAAUCUUCUUUACCAAAACAAUCAUUCGAAUCUCUGCCAGUAGCUGAAAUAUCUAUUGAACAAUCCGAGGAUACUAUUUCAGAAGAAUUUUAUUCUAAUACGAGUGUAAAUUCUUCAUUAGUAUCUUCAAUAGAAACGUCGGAUGAUUCAUUUACGAAUAAUUCAUUCAAUAAGACAAUAAAUAAUAAUUCACCAAUAAUGAGUAUUGAUUAUUUCGACGAUGAAAAUGACGAUACGGAUACAGAUCAUGAAGAUGAUUCUUUAUUUAAUUCAAUUCAUGAUUAUUUAUUUAAUUUCGAUUGGCUUAAACAAUUAAUACUUGAAGAACAACAUAUUCUUGAAUAUUCACUUGAAUAUGGAUUUUUACGUUUACCACCUGAUACUCGACGACGACUUAAUAUUGAAGUUUUACUAGUUACGUUAGAUGUAACAAAUGAUACAUGUUUUGGUGGUGGUCUUAGUCGAUUUAUGCUUGAUCAAUUUAUUGGAUACCAAGAAAUUCUUAUGUCAAGUAUAAAACAAUUAGCAGAAAAAGAAACUCAUAAAGGUUAUGUUCGAAAUGUAAUGACAAAUGAUCAUUUUCGUUUUGUCAGUUCAUGGCAAAAUCGUCGAUGGUGGACAUAUUUAGUUGCUUUAUGUAUUAUGGUUGUUUUUACAAUUAGUAUAUCAAUGUUACUUCGAUAUUCACAUUUUCAAAUAUUUCUAUUUAUUGUGGAUCUUUUACGCAUGAUUGAGCAUAAUACAUCAGUAGUAUUUCCUGCUGCUCCAUUACUAACAGUUAUUUUAGCACUUAUAGGCAUGGAAGCAAUUAUGUCAGAAUUUUUUAAUGAUGCAUCAACAGCUUUCUAUAUCAUUCUUAUUGUAUGGGUAUCAGAUCAAUACGAUAGUAUUUGUUGUCAUACACCAAUAAGUAAACGUCAUUGGGUUCGAUUCUUUUAUAUAUAUCAUUUUGCAUUUUAUGCAUAUCAUGCACGUUAUAAUGGUCAAUAUUCUGGUUUAGCAUUAACAACAAGCUGUUGUUUUAUUGUUCAUUCAAUGUUAUAUUUUUUUCAUCAUUUUGAAUUACCUAUUAUUGAAGCACAGCUUGUUCAUAUAUUUGUUGAUCAAAAUAUAAUAACACAACCGUCACCGACCACGGAAACCAGAACAACAACAACAACAACAACAAAUGAAAGAAACGAUAACGAGGAAAUAUUACCAACAACUUAA
Messenger RNA from Adineta steineri, 1614 nucleotides. Lineage: Eukaryota; Metazoa; Rotifera; Eurotatoria; Adinetida; Adinetidae. The record is from the annotation of a GenBank genome assembly.